Striga asiatica is the source of this 4287-nucleotide messenger RNA. NCBI's taxonomy places the organism in Eukaryota, Viridiplantae, Streptophyta, Magnoliopsida, Lamiales, Orobanchaceae. The record is from the annotation of a GenBank genome assembly.
UUCACACCACCAAUUUUUGCAUCGAUGGGUUUUUUUGGGGUAUAUUCUCUCUUCCAGGACUCUUUCUCUGUAAAAAUCGCGAACAAACCCCCAUUUAUGUCCAAUUGGCUUUACUGAAUUGAAGAGAGAGAGAGAGGGAGGGAGGGAGAGAGAGAGAGAAAGAGAAGAAGAAGAAGAAGGGUAGCCUGUUUUCUUUCAUGUGGGGAUUUUGUAUUGAUCUGUUCUAAAAUGAUGGACUGGUCCUAGGAAGCCAAGGUCUAGUUUUGCAGAGCGUACUUUUUCUUCAGGAUAUUUGGAAAAUCAUGUUGCACUGGUGGCAUUUCAGAACUAUCUGACUUGACUGAUAUAUGUGCUGUGGUGUAAACUGAUAGCGUUCCGUUCGGCUCAAUAGCUUUAUCUAUACCUGAUCUGAGUAUUUCGUUUGAUAUCAUUUUCCCAGUUGGACCUUUAAGAGCUCUAUCUACUCUAAUUUAUAAUAAGUAUCUGUAUAAGUUGUGAGUUCCUCAUUACCGGAAAAUCUGAAUAAACAAUGGAUGAUGUGAUCUUGCCGCCAAAUCAGAAACAGACUACUCAAAUUCCUCGUAAGUCUGCCCCUCAGAAUAAGGAUCUCUGGUUGGUUGCAAGGGAGGGCUCUGUUUCUGAUUUAGAUUUGGCCUUAUCGUUGCUUAAAAAACAUGGAGGGAAUGUGAAUGCGAGAAACACUUUUGGUGUGGCCCCGCUGCAUAUUGCAACCUGGAGAAAUCAUGUGCCUAUUGUUAGAAGGCUUCUUGAAGCUGGUGCAGACCCUAAUGCUCGGGAUGGGGAAUCGGGAUGGAGUAGUCUUCAUCGAGCUCUGCAUUUUGGACAUCUGGCUGUCGCUUGUGUCCUUCUCCAGUUUGGUGCCUCAUUAACAUUGGAGGAUUCGAAAUCCCGAAUGCCUGUUGACCUUUUAUCUGGGCCUGUGCUACAGACUCUUGGAAAGGAUAACAAUUCAAUAACAACAGAGGUCUUCAGCUGGGGUAGUGGUGUUAAUUAUCAACUCGGAACUGGAAAUGCACACAUACAAAAGUUACCGUGCAAAGUUGAUUCUCUUCAUGGUUCAUUCAUCAAAAUGAUUUCCGCUGCUAAGUUCCACAGUGUAGCAGUUAGUGCUCGUGGGGAAGUCUACACUUGGGGUUUUGGAAGAGGUGGCCGCCUUGGCCAUCCUGAGUUCGAUAUACACAGUGGCCAAGCUGCAGUCAUCACUCCCCGUCAAGUUACCUCGGGUUUAGGUGCACGUCGGGUAAGAGCUAUAGCUGCAGCGAAGCAUCACACCGUUGUUGCCACAGAGGGUGGAGAAGUACUUACAUGGGGUUCUAAUAGAGAGGGGCAACUUGGAUACACCUCUGUUGACACCCAGCCGAUCCCACGCAGGGUGAGUGCCUUGAAAUCGAGAAUUGUGGCAGUUUCUGCAGCAAAUAAACACACGGCUGUAGUUUCGGAGGCGGGUGAAAUUUACACGUGGGGUUGCAAUAAAGAGGGACAGCUCGGUUAUGGCACCUCGAACUCGGCUUCUAAUUAUACGCCGAGGGUGGUGGAGUAUUUGAAAGGAAGAUCUUUUGUUGGCGUAUCUGCCGCAAAAUAUCACACUAUUGUUUUGGGAUCAGAUGGAGAGGUGUUCACGUGGGGUCAUCGGCUUGUUACUCCUAGACGUGUGGUCGUUGCUCGAAAUACUAAAAAAGCUGGGAAUACUUUACUGAAGUUCCACCGUAAGGAACGCCUCAAUGUGGUCGGUAUAGCUGCUGGGAUGACUCACAGUUUGGCUCUCACAGAAGAUGGUGCAGUGUUUUAUUGGGUGUCUUCAGAUCCGGAUCUUCGGUGUCACCAGCUAUACUCGCUCUGUGGAAGAGGUAUAGUUAGCAUUUCUGCUGGAAAGUACUGGAUAGCUGCAGCCACUAUGACUGGCGAUAUUUACACGUGGGACGGUAAAAAGGGAAAAGAUGAACCAUCAAACCCAAUAAGGUUACAUGGAGUGAAAAAGGCAACUUCAGUAUCAGUUGGCGAGACUCAUCUAUUGUUUAUUAGCUCCCUUUAUCAUCCCAGCUAUCUUCCUAGUACUCCUGACAUCCGUCAGAAGCCGGCUAUUAUGGAUGAAUUAGAUGAAUUGGGUGAAGGUUUUAUGUUUGAUGACGUGGAGUCCGAGGAUGCUUUAUUUAAAACGACGAAGGAUGACAUGUCAAAUCCAGAAGUGUCGGGUUCUAGAAACUUCUUCGAUAAAAGUAGUGCACCGAGCUUGAAAAGUCUUUGCGAGAAAACAGCUGCGGAGCAUUUGGUCGAGCCACGAAAUGCCAUACAGCUGCUAGAAAUUGCUGAUACACUUGGAGCAGAUGAUCUCAAGAGACAUUGCGUCGAGAUUGCAAUCCGCAACCUAGACUACAUACUCUCGGUGGCCCCACACACAUUUGUUGACACCUCUCUUGAUAUUCUAGCCGAACUCGAGAAACUGUUAGACCUGAAGUCAUCUGAACCUUGGAGUUACAGACGGCUUCCGACACCUACCGCCACUUUUCCUGCCAUUAUCAACAGCGAGGAAGACGAUUGUGAAAGUGAACUACUCAUGAUGCGCGGUGAUGCCAGAAAGAGAUCGGCCAUGAAUGACUGGGCCCACCAGAGGCUGGACGGCUUUCUUCGAACAAAUGAUGCUGUAAUAGAAGGCGUGGACAAGCAAAUAAGGGCCCUGAGGAAAAAGCUUCAACAGAUUGAGCUGCUGGAGGAGAAACGAUCCAAGGGUCAUAUUCUUGAUGACCAGCAGAUUGCGAAGCUACAGUCGAGGCCGGUUCUGGAGAGUUCUCUUGCGGAGCUUGGAGCACCGAUUGAGACUGUUCAGUUGGAAGCUUCAUCUGCGGAACAGAGGGGAAGCAAGAGAGCAGGAAGUAAGAAGCAAAGAAGAAAAUGCAAACAGAAGGCUAAGGAGGAGGAAUCUAGCGAUUUUGCCAUUGGCGCUGAGAUGAGUAUGGUGAAGGGUUUUCCAGAUAAUGAAGUUCUAGAUGAUACCUUUCAUAAGGAGAAAGCUACACAUAUUGAAAGUGCCAUCCCAAUCCAAGAAACUGGGGUUUCUCCAUUUCCCCCUAACAAGACAGCUGAAGGCAAUAUUCCCCAAAACAAUACUACCCCUCCACCUACAGCAUCCAAGAAAAAGAAUAAAAAGGGAGGCCUCUCUAUGUUCCUUAGUGGGGCCCUCGAUGACAAGCCUAAAAUUGUUGCUCCACCUCCCCUUAAAGCCAAAAGUGAGGGCCCCGCUUGGGGAGGCGCUAAAAUAUCACAUGGGCCGGCCUCACUUCGUGAUAUACAGGUGGAACAGAGCAGAACAGAGGCCAAGCUCACGAGAAAGAAUAAUCUUGGCGACUCUUCUUCUAUAGGUGGCACUUUUGGCGGGAAACUCCCAUUGAGUUCGUUUUUGCCUUCAUCCCCUAUAGCUAUGGUGCCCCCUCGAAAAGGACAGGUGUCAGAUGGAGAUAAGAACACGCCUCCUUGGGCGGCCUCCAGCACCCCACCUUCCCUUUCCCGCCCGUCACUCAGGGAUAUUCAAUUGCAGCAGGGGAAACAACACCAAAGUAUUUCUCAUAGCCCAAAGUCUAGCACCACCGGAUUCUCUAUUACGACUGGUCAGGGUUCACCAUCCGAGCCAGCUGGCAUCAACCGCUGGUUCAAGCCAGAAGCUGAUACUCCCUCUUCCAUACGUUCGAUCCAGAUUGAGGAGAAGGCUAUAAAGGACCUCAAGCGUUAUUACAGCUCUGUUAGAAUUGUAAAGAACCAGUCCUGACAAAGGGUACUUGUUCUUUGUUUGACUUCAUUAGUUUAGCCCGCACUGUAAAUUUGACCUGUACAGAUUGCUGAAGAAAACAUUUCUUCUAAGCCAGACCCUCUCCUGUUUGAAUUGUUCCGAUUUGGAAUUAUCCCAUUAAGGAAUUCAAGGUGAAGGUAGACAUUGUCUGGAUUACUGCCAGGAAGCAUGAAAUUGAAAAAUGUCAGAUUUGUGGUAUCAAUAAUAUAUAUGGCUGAAUGUGAUUCUUUUGUAAGACAGAUCUCUUGAUGAAUACCAAUAAUAUUAGAGGAUUCUGGAUUUUCCCUUUGAACGUGACAUAUGUCACGUGUUUUGGAGAUUUGAUGAGUCUUGGACCAUAUAAAGAUAGAGUAUCAUUUGGAUCCCACCACUUCUAUAUUCUAUUGUUUUUCAUUGUAGGAAGGUCUAGUUGGGGCUAUUGCAAGUUCACUCCAGAAAUAAUAUUUUCAAGCAUGUAACGGAAAAGCAUUUAACGCCAAUUGAAA